GAUUAAUCAGAUAAGAUUAUAUAGGUGGAAAUUUAUAUAUUAAUUAUUGAGCCGAGAAUGGUUUAUGCACUUCUUUAAGUAAAAAUCGAUUUGACUGGAAAAAACUUCUUGCUUACUAUGGCUUCUGAUAAUGACUCCGAUAAAGGCCAUGACUCUGAUAAUGGACUAGAUGUCAGCGAGAUGCUGGCUGUCGAUUAUUCGUAUGAAGACAUGGAAUUAGACUAUGAAAAUUCGAUGCCACUCUCAAGUGAUGAGCAACCUAAGAAAAAACGUGCGAUUGAACCUAAUAAUAUUAAGAAACCGUUAACUCAAAAAGACCCCGUGGUAUUUGAUUUAAACUUUUCAGGCGACCCUAGAAAGGCACCAAAGCUAGCUCAGAAGAUUCGAAGACAUAUUGAAAAUGAAAUGGAUAUUGCCAUGGCUGACGACAAUCUAAAACUGCAAAUUCGCAUUUUAAAGUGGGAAAUUAAAUCAGCUGGCUUAUGGAUUGUUCCAGCAAAUAAGGACACACACAAAUGGUUAAUAAAUUGCAAGCCUUAUGUGGAAGGUGACAUUAUUAUCAAACCUAUUUCAUCUAAAAAAUUUCGAAAGCCGCAAAAAAUUACAUUUAAAAUAAGAAAAGAAGUAUUAAACCUUCCGGAUAUAAAAAAACGUCUUUCACAACAAAAUCGCAAUCUUCAAAUAUCGCUCUGGAAAUUUUAUAUGAAGGCAAGAGAUCAAGCCGGAAAUCUUAUUUUUGAAUGUGAUAUUCCUGAUAUGGAUUUAAAAGUGAUCAAAGAGACUAAGUCGAAUGUCGCGGCAAGCCUCGAUGAAGAUACUGCCGCUAUAGGGGUGUUGUUUUAUAAAUUGGAUUGCAUCCCUGUCAAAUAUCUACAAGAUUCUUAAAAAAUAUCCAGAAUUGUUAAAAUAUUCACUUAAACGUUGUUACUAUUAUAACAAUUAGCUUACAUUUGAAUGCACAUAAUAUUUCUUAAAUAGCGCAUUUUUUUCAUAUAAUUUAUGUAAACGCUCUAUUUCAUUUAUGUAAAAAUGUCAUAUAUUUCUAAUAAUAAUCAAAUUUUUUAUUAGGUUUUGUUUCAUAAAUUCAAAUAAAUAAAAGCCUGUGAAACAUAA
Anthonomus grandis grandis is the source of this 1113-nucleotide messenger RNA. RefSeq lists its product as uncharacterized. The record is from RefSeq and is a predicted model, not a curated record. The transcript has 2 exons. NCBI's taxonomy places the organism in Eukaryota, Metazoa, Arthropoda, Insecta, Coleoptera, Curculionidae. The coding region runs from base 118 to 885 and encodes 255 amino acids.